Molecule: messenger RNA, 360 nt
Organism: Aedes albopictus (Asian tiger mosquito)
Lineage: Eukaryota; Metazoa; Arthropoda; Insecta; Diptera; Culicidae
Product: protein CutA homolog
Exons: 1
Coding region: 1-360 (119 amino acids)
Biological process (GO): response to metal ion
Molecular function (GO): copper ion binding
Source: RefSeq, a predicted model, not a curated record
AUGGCGAACAACCCACAGCAAAAGUACAAACCGGGGCUGCAUUCGGUCGCUUACGUGACCACCCCGAACGAAGAGUCCGCGCUGAAGCUGUCCCGAAAGUUGGUGGAACGGAAGUUGGCUGCUUGUGUGAACAUCGUACCCCGGGUGGUUUCGAUCUACGAGUGGGAAGGCAAAAUCAACGAACACCACGAGAUUCUUUUGGUGAUUAAAACGCGCACCACUCGGGUUGACGAGCUGUGCCAGUUUGUGCGGGAAAAUCAUCCGUAUAGUGUGGCGGAAGUGGUUGCGCUGCCUAUCGAGAAUGGAAAUCCGGCGUAUUUGACGUGGCUGAGCAAGGCCGUCCCGGAGGGGAAGCAUUGA